AUGGCUUUUGAAUUCUUGCCUCCUAAUGGGGUUAGAGAGCUGGUGCUUUCACGUAAUCUCAAUCUCAUCAUAGAACCUGGGAGAUCGCUUAUUGCAAAUACUUGUUGCUUAGUUAAUCGUGUCAUUGGAGUGAAAACAAAUGGGACAAAAAAUUUCAUUGUGAUCGAUGGCAGCAUGUCAGAACUUAUCCGCCCUAGUCUCUAUGGUGCUUAUCAACACAUAGAGCUGGUUUCUCCUUUACAACCUGAUGCUGAGAUUUCUAAUUUUGAUGUUGUGGGUCCGGUCUGCGAGUCGGCAGAUUUCCUGGGAAAGGAUAGGGAACUUCCAACACCUCCUAGGGAAGCGUACUUCUCAGGGUACCGGCUUGGUGGUUCACGAUGCUGGCGCUUACUGCAUGAGUAUGGCAUCAACUUACAAUCUCAAGAUGCGUCCACCAGAGUAUUGGGUGUGUGA
Messenger RNA from Ilex paraguariensis (yerba mate), 453 nucleotides. The record is from the annotation of a GenBank genome assembly. Lineage: Eukaryota; Viridiplantae; Streptophyta; Magnoliopsida; Aquifoliales; Aquifoliaceae.